This is a messenger RNA of Suillus subalutaceus, 1920 nucleotides long. RefSeq lists its product as uncharacterized. The transcript is spliced from 7 exons. NCBI's taxonomy places the organism in Eukaryota, Fungi, Basidiomycota, Agaricomycetes, Boletales, Suillaceae. The record is from RefSeq and is a predicted model, not a curated record. Bases 1 to 1920 code for a protein of 639 amino acids.
AUGCGCAUCAUCAAAUUUCCCGACGACGAUCGAGCAGCUGCAAUAGCUUCAGAGAAGCCCAUAAUCGAGGGCGAGGCACCUCCUUCUGAAUGGCCCCAUCAUGGCGCGCGACGGUUGUUCCUUGACGGCCAUACUGAUCACAAUGGUCUUCGUCGCCUCAAGCCCAGCACAGCAACUACGAAGGUCAAGAAGGGUGUUAAAGCACCCAAGCACCCUAUACCACCCUCCGAAGAUGAACCCUCUGAUGAUGAAUCAUUGGAGGGUGUAAGUGUCAAUGAUGCAGUUGGAACUUCUGCGCUCGAGCCCCUACCUCAAGUGAACAUGCGAAAGCCUAACUACAAAAUGCGAGUCGAAGUUGUACCCUCCACCCUCACGCCCUUUCAAGGUUGUUCGACUUCCUUUACCACUGCCGCGUCCUUCCAAAGCCGUUCCCAUGCCAUCCUGGAACUCCGAGUGAGGUUAUCGGAAGUUACGUCUACCGAAGAGAAUCCUGUGGGAGAGCCCGACUCUGAGUAUGAAGAAGCAGGACGUGGAAAGAAGAGGAAGCUCAAGUCCGCGAAUACAAUCGCUGGGGAAGAAAGUUGGGCGAGGCGGUCCACUAUCCCCAUAAACAGUGGAUCGUCGACCGAUGGACCUCCAUCACCAGAACAUAUUAAUGCUGGUAAAGCAAUGCGCCUUCGAGACGGACCUUCUGAUGAGUCUAAAAAAAGGGUACAUUUCAUUCUUAACUUCAUUGAUUCAAAACAUGUUAAACCACGCCCAGUCACCAAGGGCUCUCGGGUGGUGAUGAAUCGUGGCCUGCGUAUGGUGUACGGGAACUCGGACUCUGAGUCUGACGUCGACAACAGCGUGAAGGCUAAUUCUGCAACCACAACGGGCGUCAUCCCCGAAGCCACUGGUUCAGCUAACAUCCAGUCUGAUCCUUUGGAGGAGAAGUCUGCACAGACGAAGGAUGAAGUAGUAGGAGAUAAGGAAGAACUACCCCCAAACCGCCCCAUUGAAUGCAGCGGCCCCCAAUAUUCCCGACCAGCAGCCUCUUCGACGAGCGUCCACAUGAUAACCUCCCCCAUGAUGCCCCUCGUGACAGCCCACUGCGCAACGCUCUCCAUGACCCUCCACGCGACCUUGUCCGUGACCCUCGAGAUGAUCAUGACCCUCCACGGCGCUCCACGCGACCUUGUCCGUGACCCUCGAGAUGAUCACGACCCUCCACGCGACUUGUCCGUGACCCUCGAGAUGAUCAUGAGCCUCUCCGUGACCCUCGAGAUGGUCGUGAGCCUCCCCGUCACCCUCGAGAUGGUCGUGAACCUCAUGAAGAUGCUCGAAGUGCUGUUCGCGACCCUACACCGCAACCAUCAUGAGGCCGUACGUGACCCUCGUGAUGGCCUUCGCAAUCCUUGGGAUGUUGAUCCUCGUUAUCCUUACACCCGAGGGUACUCCAUGAACCUGCGCGUGGCCUCGACCGUGGGCACUCUUCACCCCCGUGACGCAUUCUACCAUCGCAAUCCCCGCUAUGGUCCACCUCAAGAUCCUUAUGGAUCUGGCGAUAUUCGUAUGGAAAGUGACUUGAAUACUCGAGACAGCUCACCUGUGUCCGAUUUUCAUGGUAACUAUGGUCCUAGUGAGCGCGAACGUGCCUACCCGACCCGGUACGGUCCUGGGGGUGACUUAGGCUAUACUCAUGAAGGUGGAUACAGGUCCCGGCACAAUGACCUCGAUGAGCGUGGGCAAUCACUAUCUCCCUAUCAUAGUCGUCGAGUUGGUGGAGGGAGUUACCGCGAGGAAGGAUACCCUCAAGGCCCCGGUAGGAGAUUUCAGGAUUCGAGAUGGGAUGAAGGUGCUCAUUUGGACUAUGAUGCUAUACCACGAGCAUUCCGUCGCGAUCUGCCCAAUCCCCCAAGGCCUCCUCCCGCUACUUAA